CCCUUGCUAUCAUUCACGCAUCAACUUCCGGAAAGCGCAUCUACGUCAUCUUCCUGCGCCCUCCGCUGAUGUGGCUCUCAUUGAUGUGAUUAGUAGCUGUGAGUCGCUUUUUUUGGGUUGCAUACGUUCCAUACAAGAACUGCAAUAAAAUCGACCAUGAAGAGUUGGCUCGUUUUUGCAUUUUUCAUUUGUGUGUGCAGCGGGGAUAGUUGUCUGAACCCUGUCAUUACACCAUCAACAUACACAACCAACGACGCAGUCAUCUCAUCCGAGUCCGUCUUUAUCGUGGAGCUCAACUUAUCCUGUGCGAAUGGCUUGCAGGGCAUUGCAUUGUAUGCUGAUGUCAAUGGAAGACAGUUUCCAGUAACAAGGGGUCAGGAUGUUGGGAAGUACCAGGUGUCAUGGAGUCUGCCUCACAAGCAGGCCGGCUCUGGGACGUACCAAGUCAAAUUCUUUGACGAGGAGUCUUACAGUGCACUACGCAAGGCUCAGAGAAACAACGAGGAUGUGGACACAAUCAAGCCGCUGUUCUCGGUCAAUGUAGAUCACAGAGGAGCUUGGAAUGGCCCUUGGGUGUCUACAGAGAUCCUGGCUGCUGUUCUCGGCAUCUUGGUCUACUACUUCGCUUUUAGCGCCAAGGGCACAAUUCAGGCCUGAAGAGAAAUCUCAAUACGCAAUACUGUAUCAUCACUACCGUACUGUACCUCUACAUUCCUACACACACUAGGACUUGAUUUGUAAAUAUGUCUGGUAGAUUUAAUGCCGAUUUAAGUAGGGAUUAGAAAAUGUCUGGGUUCGGCAUAUUUGAAGUGUUGAAAAGGUAAAGGUUGCCUCAGAGCAAAAACCUUUUUAAAAUGUUAAUUUAAUAAUAAUAAUGUACUGGAUUAGGAUUUGUCUUUUAAUUCAGCUGUGGCUUUAAGCUUUACCUACAAGCUCAGAGUACAGAGUUCAGUAAUAUCAAUAACAAUGCACUGACUGGAAUGAACAGAAACAACAGUUUUACAUUCAUAUUGUGGAAAAAUAAACUUUUAUACAUUUUCCAUGA
Molecule: messenger RNA, 1045 nt
Organism: Silurus meridionalis
Lineage: Eukaryota; Metazoa; Chordata; Actinopteri; Siluriformes; Siluridae
Product: translocon-associated protein subunit delta-like
Exons: 6
Coding region: 157-657 (166 amino acids)
Cellular component (GO): endoplasmic reticulum; endomembrane system; membrane
Source: RefSeq, a predicted model, not a curated record